Molecule: messenger RNA, 3056 nt
Organism: Sciurus carolinensis (gray squirrel)
Lineage: Eukaryota; Metazoa; Chordata; Mammalia; Rodentia; Sciuridae
Gene: Erg
Product: ETS transcription factor ERG
Exons: 10
Coding region: 335-1678 (447 amino acids)
Biological process (GO): cell differentiation; regulation of transcription by RNA polymerase II
Cellular component (GO): nucleus
Molecular function (GO): protein binding; sequence-specific DNA binding; DNA-binding transcription factor activity, RNA polymerase II-specific
Source: RefSeq, a predicted model, not a curated record
AAUUGGGGUUUCUAAAUUCACUGUUGAGUGCUGUGGAUGACUUUUGCAAAGCUUUUUGAAGCGUUCUGAAUUUUUAGAUUCUUUCCUGAUUCCUCACGGCGCCUGCCGACUCGAGGCAGCAGAAUCGCCGAGGUUGGAGGGCAGGGGCGAAGGAAGAGAUGGGCUUGUCAAAGUUGAACUUUUGGAAGCUCUUCAGGGACUCCUUAGCCCCGGGCAUUCCAGCCAGUCCCCGUGGAAAGGAAGAGGUGCUCAGCAGGAAGCUUUGUCCGUUGUGAGCGAGGACCAGUCGUUAUUUGAGUGUGCCUACGGAACGCCACACCUGCCGAAGACAGAGAUGACCGCGUCCUCCUCCAGCGACUAUGGACAGACAUCCAAGAUGAGCCCGCGUGUCCCUCAGCAGGACUGGCUGUCUCAACCCCCGGCCCGGGUCACCAUCAAGAUGGAAUGCAACCCCAGCCAGGUGAACGGCUCCAGGAACUCACCAGAUGAAUGCAGCGUGGCCAAGGGCGGGAAGCUGGUGGGCAGCCCGGACGGCGUGGGCAUGAGCUACGGCAGUUUCGUGGAGGAGAAGCACAUGCCGCCCCCCAACAUGACCACCAGCGAGCGCAGAGUGAUCGUCCCAGCAGAUCCUACGCUAUGGAGCACAGACCAUGUCCGGCAGUGGCUGGAGUGGGCGGUGAAAGAGUAUGGCCUUCCGGAUGUGGACAUCUUAUUAUUCCAGAAUAUCGAUGGGAAGGAGCUGUGCAAGAUGACCAAGGACGACUUCCAGAGGCUCACCCCCAGCUACAACGCCGACAUCCUUCUCUCACAUCUCCACUACCUCAGAGAGACUCCUCUUCCACAUCUGACUUCCGAUGAUGUUGAUAAAGCCUUACAAAACUCGCCACGGUUAAUGCACGCUAGAAACACAGGGGGUGCAGCUUUUAUUUUCCCAAACACUUCAGUAUAUCCUGAAGCUACGCAAAGAAUUACAACUAGGCCAGAUUUACCUUAUGAGCCUCCCAGGAGAUCAGCCUGGACUGGUCAUGGCCACCCCACCCCUCAAUCGAAAGCUGCUCAGCCAUCUCCUUCCACAGUGCCCAAAACUGAAGACCAGCGUCCUCAACUAGAUCCUUAUCAGAUUCUUGGACCAACAAGUAGCCGCCUUGCUAACCCAGGUAGUGGCCAGAUCCAGCUCUGGCAGUUUCUCCUGGAGCUCCUGUCUGACAGCUCCAACUCCAACUGCAUCACCUGGGAAGGCACCAAUGGAGAAUUCAAGAUGACAGACCCCGACGAGGUGGCCCGGCGCUGGGGAGAACGGAAAAGCAAACCCAACAUGAACUACGACAAACUCAGCCGCGCCCUCCGUUACUACUAUGACAAGAACAUCAUGACCAAAGUCCACGGGAAGCGCUACGCCUACAAGUUUGACUUCCACGGGAUUGCCCAGGCCCUGCAGCCGCACCCUCCAGAAUCGUCCCUGUACAAGUACCCCUCAGACCUCCCCUACAUGGGCUCCUACCACGCCCACCCCCAGAAGAUGAACUUUGUGGCGCCCCACCCUCCAGCCCUCCCUGUCACAUCUUCCAGUUUCUUUGCUGCCCCAAACCCAUACUGGAAUUCACCCACUGGGGGCAUAUACCCGAACACUAGGCUUCCCGCCGGCCACAUGCCUUCCCACCUGGGCACUUACUACUAACCACCUGAUGGAGGCCUUUCCCAACACGUACAAUCACCGAUCGAUUGCCACAAACUCUAUCGGAGAACACGGAUCAAAAGUGCCUCAAGCAGGAGGAUAAAGCUUGAUGGGGCUGGGGAAGGAAGCCAGGGAAGAGAUCCAAAGACUCAUGGCGGGAGGGAGUUACUAAAGUAUUACUACAGAAAUAAAGAGGAUGCUCAAAAUGUAAUGUAUACAGACAUAUAAUCUGUGGACCAACCUUGACAAGGACAUUGUGUGCAGAAGCAGGAAGUCAUGAGGACAAGUGCCAAAGGAAGUGGCCUUAAGUAGUGUAUAAACUGUAGAGUUUGGGAUCCCGUUAAUGCGACCCGGGAUUAAACUAAAGCAAUAGAGAUAACACAGUCUUGGCCUAACAUACCGUUUAUAAUGUCAUUUUAAGGAAAACUACCUGUAUUUAAAAAUAGAAACAUAUCAAAACCAAAACAAGAAGACAAGAGAGAGACUGUGGCCCCGCAACAGACAUUGCUAGGGACUCCUCGGCAUUAGCUGCAUCAGUUGGAAUCUGAUAUGUUCCAUUUGAUAGACAGCUGACAGCUCUCUCAAACUGUGAAGACAACCCAAAGUUUCCAUCUCCUUUACAGGAUUGCAGGAACUAUGAGCCAAUGGUGGGACUGAGGAUGUGUAUAGAGUGGGCGUGCGAUGGUAGACAGAGGGCCAGAGGAGGAGGAAGAGGAGGAAGCAGAGGAGGAGUAGACAAGGAGUGGGGAGAAACUUCUGGAGCAGCAGAGGCAGGAUUCAGGACACUUUUGGAACUGUGGAGAACCAGUCAUAGAGACCUGAGGUUUAAUGCAGUCAGUGUUAUACCAAACCCAGUGUUACCAAAAGGACCCAGUGUAAUGGAGGAAGGGGGAGUGGUAGAAUUCAGAACCAAAUAUACCCAUCUCUUUGUUUGUCAAAAGAAAAUUUUAACUGGAAUUGUCUGAUAUUUAAAAGAAAUGUUCAGGACCUCGGUAUUCUGUAGGGGCCUUGUGCUCCACAGGGUCAGGUAAGAAUUGGCCUCCGGCCACCACAAUCAGAUCUCAAAGGCAUUUUGGGGAGGUGGGGUCCAGUUUUCCUUUUCGAGUCGCGAACGCUGUGCGUUUGUCAGAAUGAAGUAUACAAGUCAAUGUUUUUUUUUUCCUUUUUAUAUAAUAAUUAUAUAACUUAUGCAUUUAUACACUACGAGUUGAUCUCGGCCAGCCAAAGACACACGACAAAAAAAGAGACAAUCAGUGAUAUAAUGUGGCCUUGAACUUUAACUCUGUAUGCUUAAUGUUUACAAUAUGAAGUUAUUAGUUCUUAGAAUGCAGAAUGUAUGUAAUAAAAUAAGCUUGGCCUAGCAUGGCAAAUCAGAUUGACA